Molecule: messenger RNA, 3471 nt
Organism: Penicillium taxi
Lineage: Eukaryota; Fungi; Ascomycota; Eurotiomycetes; Eurotiales; Aspergillaceae
Product: CheY-like superfamily
Exons: 5
Coding region: 1-3471 (1156 amino acids)
Biological process (GO): protein autophosphorylation; phosphorelay signal transduction system
Molecular function (GO): histidine phosphotransfer kinase activity; phosphorelay sensor kinase activity
Source: RefSeq, a predicted model, not a curated record
AUGAGGGCCCAACAAGAUGAUGGUAAUAGUCGCGCAAGAGAGCUCUUUCAUUAUUUCCAGCCCGACAAUCCGGCACUAGUCCCGGCCCAAUGUAAAGUCCAUUCCAAAUGCGCCACCGUCAAAAGCAGCCCGAAUUUGGUCUUGACGGCCUUGGCCCAGCUGGCUGCGAUCAAGCUAGGAGUUCAGCGAACAGUUAUUAGUUUAAUCGAUCGGGAAACACUAUACGUGGUAGCCGAAGCAACACAAUCACUUAGUCUGCGCGAACAUGAUUCGUUCGAUUCUGGAGAAUCUCUCUGGUUAGGUUGUUCUCAUGGACCGCUUGCUGGAACGUUAUGCGAGAAAACGAUCGCACUAAAACAAACUUCAGAUAAAGAUUGUCCUUUCUAUAUUGUGGACGAUCUCGAGAAGCAUCCGACAUUUCGUCAUAUACCAUGCGUCUCCGGUCCGCCUCAUUUCCGUUACUAUGCCGGUACACCAUUGAGAACACCCAGCGGCAUCAACAUUGGUAGCCUCUAUGUGAUUGAUCCCCGGCCCAACUUGCACCUAAGCCAAAACCAAAGGCAUAUGUUUGGCGAUAUUGCAGCCGCCGUGAUCGAAUAUUUGGAGACGUCUCGCCAGUCCUUGGAGGCCGACCGCUUGAAUAGACUACUUUCGGGAUUAAACACAUUCGUACAAAGUGAUGAAGACUCUGAUACUUCUACCAAUGCACAAAGAGAGGUUCUUGAUGGCAAACCCUCUUCUCAUCUGUCAGUGCCCAUUCAAACUUCAGAAAAGGUGUCAGAAGAGCAAAAUCCCAACGAUACAAAAAGAAGCAGAUCGUUAGCCCCGAGCAAUAGCGACUCACUCAGUAGUGCAAGUAGGGUCACAUCUGCUCCGCCACUGAUUCGAAAAGUAUCGCAUCAAAAACAAAAACAAAAUACUACCCGGGCGCAGCAAACCUUUCAACGUGCAGCCAAAAUCAUGCGAAAGAGUUUAGAUGUUGGCGCCUCUGGUGGCGUUAUUAUCGUGAGUACGAACGAUGGCGUAGAUGAGGUCAUCACCAACGACAGCGAGGACGAGGACGACCGAGAGCGAAAAUCAGCCAAAGUCUGGGGCCAUUCAUAUCCGAAUGAAAAUGACCCAUACCCAGCGGCAUAUAUGGAUUCAUACUUUGUGCGCCAAAUGAUAAGACGUCACCCACGAGGAGGUCUUUGGUAUUUCGACAAUGAAGGAUUGUCACCUUCUUCUGACGACGAUGGGACUAGCUCAGGAAGUAGCAGAGAUUCGGCUGACCUGCCUCCACCAUCAAUGCCAAUUUAUCCGCAAUCAAUAAAAUCGUUGCGUGAGAAAGAUCUCCAGUCGAUGAAAAAAUACUUCCCCAGUGCAUCGAGAAUCAUGUUUGCCCCGCUCUGGGACUCUCUGAAUUCACAAUGGUUCGGUGGCUGCUUCUGCUGGAGUGGUAGCGAGACUCGUGUCUUCUCUGCACAUGUUGAUCUAGGCGGUCUCUUUGGGUUUGGCGCCUCUUUGAUGGUUGAACACAGCCGAAUUCAAAGUCAGGAGUCAGCGAAGCAGAAAGGCGACUUCAUCAGUACCAUCUCCGGCUUUACAGACAUGAAAUGCGGAGUCCACUACACGGGAUUCUCGCAUCGAAUGAGUUCCUUGCUGAACACAUACAAUCUGAAUUUGCCAAAAGACUGCUCGAUACAAUUCGUGCCUGCGGCCAAACCCCUACUCGAUACCUUUGAGCAAAUCCUCGAUUUCACUAAAAUUAACUCCUUUGAAAGGGCACUCAAGGCGCCUUCUCACUCAAAUCGAGGCAUGCAGCGAAGACUCAGCGGCGAGAACAAUCGAUCGCAUCCAUUGCACAUUCUCAAGUCGGUAGAUGUCGUUGCUGUCGUGGAAGAUGCCGUCGAGAGUGUCUACUCUGGACAGAUGACAUCACGUGUAAUGAAUGGGGCGAGUAUAUGGCAUCUGGACCAAACGAAAGCGGAAGGUGGCGAUGUCGAAGAAGUCUCCGCUGCUGGGGUGUUGGACGUGAUCAUCAAUGUCACUCCACAGAACUGGUUCUAUAUCUUGGAAGCCGGAGCUUUGAGACGCAUUAUAAUGAACGUAUUCGGAAAUGCAUUGAAGUACACGGAGAAGGGCUCCGUCUCUCUACACAUCGAUCUGCAGAAAACGAAGAAAGGAGGUCCCAUACUUCUUUUGACGAUUUCUGAUACAGGCAAGGGUAUGUCGAAUGAGUACCUUAAUUCAAAGGUUUUUACUCCAUUCUCCCAGGAGGAUCCCUUAUCUCCUGGUGCAGGGUUGGGACUUUCUCUCGUUCGCGAUAUUCUCCGAUCGCUGAAUGGCAGUAUUGUUGUCAAAAGUCAACUCGGAAUGGGCACGGUUGUCAAAAUCAACUUCCCACUUACACAGCCUCAACAAAGCAGGCUUCAUGAUCCCCGCUCUCUGGUUUCCGACAGCUCGGAUUCUACCCAGAGUCACAUCCAAAGUGUCAAGGCAGACCUUGAAGGGAAAACUGCAGAAUAUAUCAAUUUGACGGAUUCUACAUCGAAUAUGCCCUCGUCAUUCCAUAUGAUCAAGAAGUAUCUAACGCAAUGGUUUAGCGUGAGGACUCACAAUCCUUCAUUAACCACAGCUGCCGACAUCCUGGUUGUUGACGAAGCCGACUUGAGUCUCCUUGACAGAAGGACAGGACAUGAAUCGUUGAUCCUUGUUCUGUGUCGUCGAAAACCUAAAUUGUGGUCAACCAUAACUACUGUGAACAGAACUCUCCCAAAUGCAGUGUGGCUUACUCUCCCCUGUGGCCCCCAUCAGCUAGCCCGGACAUUAAAAGCACCUCUCGAAAAUCUUCAACAGAACAAAACUCAUAUCCCUCAUGAUAUCUUACUCCCCGAAUCUCCAGAACAUCGCAGCCCAAUCGAUCAGCCGGGGACUACAGCCUCAUUACAGCAGAACGGAGCACAAUUCACACUUACCCUCCGCGCACCACCAGAAACCUCCGACGCACCGAUGUCACUCCCCGCUCAAAAUACUAACACCCCGAUCCAGCAAAUAAAUGCUCCACCAUUACCAAAUGGGAAGAGUGACCUUCGCAUCCUGUUGGUGGAGGAUAAUGCAAUAAAUCUUGCGCUGCUCAAAAGAUCUCUUUCCCGGAUUCCAACCCAAGUCCUCCACACAGCGAUGAAUGGAAAGGAGGCCGUAGAGGCUGUCCAAAACACUACUGAAGAAUAUCAUUAUAUUUUCAUGGGUAAAAACGCCACAGAUCUCACAAUGCCAGUCAUGGAUGGUUUCGAAGCAACCUCGAAGAUCCGAUCAAUAGAAGCAAAACGACCAAAUACAUCCCCUGCCAAGAUCAUAGCUCUUACAGGCCUGGGGUCUGACGAACACAUCACGAAGGCUUACGGAGCUGGUGUCAAUGUAUUCCUCCGAAAACCUAUAUCUUUCAAGGAUAUCACGAGGCUGUUGGAAGAAGGCAAGUCUGAACUAUAA